Schizosaccharomyces cryophilus OY26 is the source of this 1131-nucleotide messenger RNA. RefSeq names its product CK2 family regulatory subunit Ckb1. The record is from RefSeq and is a predicted model, not a curated record. Bases 200 to 895 code for a protein of 231 amino acids. Lineage: Eukaryota; Fungi; Ascomycota; Schizosaccharomycetes; Schizosaccharomycetales; Schizosaccharomycetaceae. The transcript has 3 exons. Gene Ontology annotation, molecular function: protein kinase regulator activity. Gene Ontology annotation, cellular component: protein kinase CK2 complex; cytoplasm.
ACGAGUUCCACCGCAUAAUUAUUGUCUCGACUGAUGACAAACUUGAGUUGAACAGCUACUGAAUCAUUUUGUAAUAAUCCUUUAAUAUUUCGUUGGCAUAGAUUCAAGAUUCUCUUAUUAUUUAAAGAGAAAGAUUGCAAGACUUUGAGGUGGAAUCUUUUAAAAAAAUUCUAUGAGUAAUAUUUAAUUAGCGGACAUUAUGCAGCUAUAUUCCUCUGAAAGUGAAUCAGACGAAUCGCAAUAUUGGGUUGACUGGUUUUUGGGGCUUAAGGGCAAUGAGUUUUUUUGCGAAGUAGAUGAAGAUUUUAUUCAAGACCGAUUUAAUUUGACUGGAUUGAGUCAGGAAGUUCCUCAAUACUCUCAUGCUAUAGAUUUAAUUUUGGACGUUUUGGAUCCUGAUUUAUCUGAAGAAAUUCAGGAUGAAGUGGAAGCUAGCGCCCGCCAUCUGUAUGGCCUUAUUCAUGCCCGUUAUAUUUUAACAGCUCAAGGAUUGUACAAAAUGCUUGAAAAAUUCAAAAAGUGUGAUUUCGGUCAUUGUCCUCGUGUUUUGUGCAACGGUCAGCCCAUGCUACCAGUGGGUCUCUCUGACAUUCCUCAUACAAAAUCGGUAAAGCUUUACUGUGCACGAUGUGAGGAUGUGUACACCCCAAAAUCUCAACGGCAUGCUUCCAUCGACGGUGCCUACUUUGGUACCUCUUUCCCCCAUAUGCUGUUCCAGGUUUAUCCUGAAUUGGCAGUCCCAAAGUCCCAUGAAAGAUACAUCCCUCGUAUAUUUGGAUUUAAAGUGCAUGCUUACUCAGGAAUAUAUCGGAAACAAGACAACUACAAGGAGAAGCAAAAAAAACGUCUUCAAGGGGAUAGUGCUGAUUCUAAAGAAGAAAACGCCGUGACCUAAGAUAUUGCGACUUCUUGUAUAUACUGUCUCUUUUAUUGUUUCUAAUUAUUGAAAGUGUUGAAGCUAGAAACUCCUCACGCAUGGUAUUAAUUUGCUAUACUUAGCUGUGCGUAGAGUGUAAUACCUACAGAAAAAAGAAAAGGGAAAAUUUAUUGUAUCUUUUGAUGUUUAAUAAAUUUCUUUACAUGAUUUUUGAUUUGAUAAAAACUAUUUGAUAUAUUCUAUUAAUAAAGGAU